Messenger RNA from Exophiala oligosperma, 1068 nucleotides. RefSeq lists its product as uncharacterized. The record is from RefSeq and is a predicted model, not a curated record. NCBI's taxonomy places the organism in Eukaryota, Fungi, Ascomycota, Eurotiomycetes, Chaetothyriales, Herpotrichiellaceae. The transcript has 2 exons. Bases 172 to 987 code for a protein of 271 amino acids.
CCGUCAAGAGCACAUUGGGCCGUUCUCUCGCUCCCCCAAGUCGUAACAAUUCAUCUUGCUUGUCGAUUGAUGUUCCGUAGCUGAUAAAUGUCUACCUAGAAGGUACGGGAGGACUAUACUCAUCCAAGACCUGAUCACCCAGAGAAAAAGAGCAAAGGGCGGCCAAUCAUCAUGCCAUUUGCCACCAUCAACUCUCAUGAGUUGCAUUACACGGACAUUGCUCCAUCCAGCAGCAGCGGCGGUAGAGAGGUAUCAACAGUGACGUUGCUAUUCGUCCACGGGCUCGGGUCUACACAAAACUACUAUUUCCCCAUCUUCCCUUACCUGACCUCCUUUCGCUGCGUCAUCUUCGACAACUACGGGGCGGGUCGAUCCAAGUACGUCCCAGGGACCGAGACGUCGGUCUCGGCCAUGGCCAAAGACGUGACCGGUCUCAUGGACCAUCUCAAAGUCGAAAAGGCCGUCGUGAUUGGUUAUUCCAUGGGUGGCAUGGUGCCGUCGUACCUGGCGGCGACGUGUCCGGAGCGUGUCGCCGCGGGGAUAUGUAUAGGUCCCGUCCACCCGAACGAGACGGUUGCCAACGUCUUCAAGCAACGCAUCCCGGUUGUACAAAAGGACGGCAUGGAAGCCAUGGCCAACACGAUUCCAAAUACAGCCACGGGUCCCAAUGCGACAGCGACACAAAAGGGAUUCAUUCGGGAGAUGUUGAUGGCUCAGGAUCCCGAGGGUUAUUGUGCGAAUUGCAAGGCCAUCGAACUUGCCACACCGCCCAAUUAUGCUGCGGUCAAAUGUCCCAUGCUCAUCGUCGCCGGCGAGGUCGACAAGAGUGCGCCGUUGGCUUGGUGCCAGACGAUAUUUGAACGCUUGGGGACGGACAACAAGGGAAAACGGUUAGAGGUCUUGAAGGGGGUUGGUCAUUGGCAUUGCGUCGAAGCUCCUGAUGAAGUCGGGCCUCUUGUGCGUGGAUUUGUCGAAGAACUACCAUAGACGAAGAAGGAGGGAAAGGGAAGUUUGUUAAAAGGGAGAUAGAUGCUCUGACAGUACAUAUGAAAAAUCACUCGCUCGCUC